Vavraia culicis subsp. floridensis is the source of this 543-nucleotide messenger RNA. RefSeq lists its product as uncharacterized. Bases 1 to 543 code for a protein of 180 amino acids. Lineage: Eukaryota; Fungi; Microsporidia; Pleistophoridae. The record is from RefSeq and is a predicted model, not a curated record. The transcript has a single exon. Gene Ontology annotation, molecular function: ubiquitin-like modifier activating enzyme activity.
AUGCCACCACGCUACGAGAAGAAGUACGAUCGUCAAAUACGUGUCUUUGGUUUCACAACACAGGAAAAGUUGCAGAACAUGCGUGUUACGCUCUAUACAUCAACCAGUAACUACGUAUCUGCUGAAAUCGUCAAAAAUUUGGUGCUUCUCGGUGUAACCGAUCUGAAAAUUAAUAAAAGAGCCGAGGAAUGUGUGCUUAGGAUGAUACCCGGCGGUAUAAAAGACAUAAACGAAAAAUUAAGGCUUGAGGUAUUUGACGAUACCGCAGGUAUGGCUGAUCGUAGCAAUGCCAGCAGUUGUUUGGUGAACGAGCAGGAAGUGAACGUAACAAUACAGAUAGAUAAUUUUGUAGUAAAUGAAUUUGGCAGGUCCUUCUACGUGUGCUCGAAGUGCUGCAUGUUUGGCGAUACGUGUGACCAUCGCUGUGUUGAAAUUGAGCAGAGAAUUGAAAAUGAGUGUUUGUUGGGCGCUGUUUUGGUACAAGAAAUGGUUAAGAUGCUUUCUGGUGAGAACUACCAGAAAGAAUACCGGUUGGAUGUUUGA